This is a messenger RNA of Glossina fuscipes, 2566 nucleotides long. It is a transcript of the gene Orc2, whose product is annotated as origin recognition complex subunit 2. Gene Ontology annotation, cellular component: nuclear origin of replication recognition complex; nucleus. The record is from RefSeq and is a predicted model, not a curated record. Gene Ontology annotation, biological process: DNA replication. The transcript has 4 exons. Gene Ontology annotation, molecular function: DNA replication origin binding. Bases 655 to 2514 code for a protein of 619 amino acids. NCBI's taxonomy places the organism in Eukaryota, Metazoa, Arthropoda, Insecta, Diptera, Glossinidae.
CACCAUUGAGUUGCUAGUCGAGAUCCUUACAAUAUAAUAAUCGUGCAAAAAAGCAUACUCUGGGAGAAAUGUACGGAUCAUUAAAGUCUUUUUUAAUGAAAAACAAUUCUCGAUAUGGUUGCCUAUAUUGUCUGUACAUACAAAAAAAUGUGUUAUUCCACUCUAAAUGUUCCCCUUUUUUCUUUCUUUUUAGAAGUCAAUAUAAAACCUGGGUGUAUCUACCUUGCUUGGUAACUAAAAUAGUAGAAAUAUUUAGAGCUUAUGUUCCUUUAAUAAACCAAAGACUUUUCCAAUUUUUUUAACAUGAAGUAUAGUUCCGGACAUUUUGAAGCGAAGGGUGCUAAUGGAAUAUAUUUUAUUUGAAUAUAUUUUUCUAUUUUAAAGACCCUUCGAUUCUGUAGCAAAUUGAUUGCUUGAGCAUACAUACAUCUUUGAGCAUUUGAUUCAAAAAGGAGAAAAAAUGCUUGCUCUAAUUCUAUUACAAAGAAGAAGAAGACCAUCAGUUGUUGUUAAAGUGAAUACAUUCCUGUCAUUGCCGUGUUUGGCGCAAAAAACGUAGAUGGAAGCGCAACGAGUAAAUUUCUUUGAAGAAUAUUUCAUUUAACAAAAACUGAAGAUAUAUUUCUAUGUGAAUUAGUUAGUUUGGUUUGCAUAAUGAGUUUUAUAUCAGGAAGAGGACGCACUACGAGACAAAGUGGUAAAAACGAAAGGCAAAGUAACAUGUCGUCUAAAUUAAAAAAUAAAAGCAAACCCCGAACAAUUACUUAUUCCCAAAGUGAUACGGAUUUUAGUAUAGUGAACGUUACUGGAUUGGAUUCCGAUGAAGAAGCAGCAGUUUCACUGUCAACGUUAAGGCUUUCAGGCAGUAAGGCAGAUUCUAGAAGAUCUUUACAUGACUGCGAUGAUAAAAUUAACGAGAAGAAGGAUGCAUUGGAGAGUGUUGAUGAGGCAAUGGACGUUCUACUUCCUACAAACCCCCGUUUGGACGAUUUGGAAUUGCUAGAGGAAGAAGUGAGAGUUAGUGGAAAAGUGUUAUUCGGCUUCAACACACCGAAAAAGAAAAAUAGCAUGGCGUUGGCUGCCUUAAGCACACCAAGUGCCCAAAAAGGACUUAGUACUCCUAAGUCGAGAGGAAAAUAUUCAGCCAGCAUACCUGAAACGCCUGCAUCAACAUCAAAAGCAACUCGUAAAUCUUUUUUGGUGCCGAAAACUCCUUCACAUAUUAGAAGUAGAGUUAAAAGACAUAUAAGUAAGGUUUUGGACGAUAGUGCGGACAGCGAUUUUUCCGUAGAUGAUAGCGAAUUUGAGCUUUCCGACACUGAAUCCAGUAGUGAUGAAGAAGAGUCCUCUACAGCAGAUGAUGUCCCCAAAACUCCCUCUAAAAACAAAAAAGGCUUCCCUAUUAUCAUACCAGUGCUACCGAAAACACCGUCAGCUUUACGGUCACGUUCCGCUUUCGCUAAGGGUAAAACACCUUCCGAUUACAUACCCGAAAGUGAUGAGUACUUUCAAAAACGCUCCAGCAGUAAAAUUCAUACCUCCGAUCAUACCUUAGAUCGUUUGAAAAAUCCUCGCUUAUCUACCGAUCGUUUAUUUGCUUUGCUAUCUGAUAUGAAGCUUUCUGCCGAGCAUGAACAAUCGAUAAACGAUAUGAUCGCAGAGUAUAAAUCCAAUUUCACAAAAUGGCUUUACUUACUGCACGAAGGCUUUAAUUUGUUAGUAUAUGGUUUAGGCUCAAAACGCCAAUUGCUCUUAUCGUUUCAUAGAGAAAUCUUAGCUGAGCAACCAGUUGUGGUAAUAAACGGCUUCUUUCCUAGUCUAACUUUGAAAGAUAUCUUAGAGGGCAUUGCAAAUAAUAUCUUAGAUCUAGGCAUCAGUCCAACUAAUCCUCAUGAAACAGUAGACAUGAUAGAAGAGGAAUUUGCUUUAAUACCUGAAACGCAUUUGUAUCUCAUAAUACAUAAUUUGGAUGGUCCGAUGCUAAGAAAUAGUAGAAGUCAAACUAUUUUAUCGAGAUUGGCUAAAGUAGCAAACAUUCACUUGAUAGCCUCUAUCGAUCACAUAAACACAUCAUUAUUAUGGGAUAACACGAAACUUAGUAAUUUUAAUUUUACAUGGUGGGAUUGCACGACCAUGUUACCUUAUACAGACGAAACGGCGUACGAAAAUUCAUUACUAGUACAAUACACUGGUGAAUUGGCCUUGUCAUCGUUACGCAGUGUUUUCUUAUCGCUAACGGCAAAUUCGAAAAAAGUUUAUAUGAUUAUUGUUAAGCAUCAGUUAAAACACCAGCCAACGGCUAAUUAUCAAGGCAUGCCUUUUAAAGAUUUAUAUUGGAGCUGCCGUGAGUCAUUUUUAGUUAGCUCCGAUUUAGUGUUGCGUGCUCAGCUCACCGAAUUUUUAGAUCAUAAGUUGGUGAAAUCCAAACGCAGUGUUGAUGGAACUGAACAGCUAAUCAUUCCUAUUGAUUCGUCUCUACUGCAUCAAUUUAUGGAUGAGCAAGAAAAGAAAUGACUUGUAAUAAUCCUAAAAUAUAUCAUUGUAUUCUAUUUUAAUUGAAGCUGAU